Messenger RNA from Xiphophorus couchianus (Monterrey platyfish), 2471 nucleotides. Its product is annotated as mothers against decapentaplegic homolog 4-like. Gene Ontology annotation, biological process: SMAD protein signal transduction; cell differentiation; regulation of transcription by RNA polymerase II. Gene Ontology annotation, cellular component: heteromeric SMAD protein complex. The record is from RefSeq and is a predicted model, not a curated record. The transcript has 11 exons. Gene Ontology annotation, molecular function: I-SMAD binding; DNA-binding transcription factor activity, RNA polymerase II-specific; RNA polymerase II cis-regulatory region sequence-specific DNA binding. The coding region runs from base 499 to 2103 and encodes 534 amino acids. Lineage: Eukaryota; Metazoa; Chordata; Actinopteri; Cyprinodontiformes; Poeciliidae.
CACGCGCGUGCACACGUCUCUCAGAGCAAACUUUGGUUGUUCGUACUUUCAAAAUAAGAGGCUCUGGAACAGCGCGGGAUUUCAUUACUUUUUUAAUGCGAAUUGCUUGAUUUUAUAUCGGCGUGACGUCACAAGCUGGAGGAAGUUGUUUGCUGUUGAUCAGCUACGUGACUAAAAUCCUGUUUAUUGAUUUUAUUUCCCUCCCUGAUCCAGCUAGCACGCGCUGCUAGCGCUCGUUACUGUUAAUGAAACAGCUUAACUUCCGGUCUGAGGACGCUGGGAUCAGAACCAGUCCAUGUUUGGACUCUUAUUUUCCUAAAACUCGGAGGUCAGCACACUUCCUGUUAUGUCUGGCUGUCGGGGGAGCGUGACACAGCCGCCACCCCCCGCCCCCUCCCAGACAGACGGUCUGCAGCAUCACACGGAGACACACGCAGCUCAGCGCAGCCCGGAGGAGCGAGCCGAGUCCCGCUCCGCCCCUCCCCUUACUGAGCGGCCAUGUCAGUGCUCGGCCCCGCCCCCAGCAGUGCCGACGCCUGCCUCAGCAUCGUCCACAGCCUGAUGUGCCACCGGCAGGGCGGUGAGAACGAGGGCUUCGCCAAGCGAGCCAUCGAGAGCCUGGUGAAGAAGCUGAAGGAGAAGAAGGACGAGCUGGACUCGCUCAUCACCGCCGUCACGUCCAACGGCGUCCGUCCCAGCAAGUGCGUCACCAUCCAGAGGACGCUGGACGGCCGGCUGCAGGUAGCGGGCAGGAAGGGCUUCCCCCAUGUGAUCUACGCCCGGCUGUGGCGCUGGCCCGACCUGCACAAGAACGAGCUGAAGCACGCCAAGUUCUGCCGCUUCGCCUUCGACCUCAAGUACGACAGCGUGUGUGUGAACCCGUACCACUACGAGAGGGUGGCGGCGCCCGCCUGCACAGGUCCUCAGGCGGUGAUCAAGGAGGAGUUCCUGCAGGACUGCCUGCAGCUGGACCUGCCCCCCCCCUCUGACCCGUACGCCCAGCCCCGCCCCCUCACCAUGUAUCCCAGCAUGCCUCUGUCUCCGCCAGGACGGACGUCCGUGACGCCCGCUGCUCUGGGCGCCGCCGAGGCUCCGGAAGGCCCCGCCCUCCUGCAGGUGGCCCCGCCCAUUCAGCCAGAGGGCCGCACCUCACCCCCCCUCGCCCCACAGUCUGCCACGCCGGCUCCCGCCCAGCAGAGCCCCGAGUACAGUGGGACGCCCACACCUGUCAGCUGGUCAGGUAACGGUCCUGCCCCCUACACACCUGCAGGACAUCAGCACAGUGGGCGGAGCCACACUCAGCAGACGCCGUUCCAUCAUCACCAUCAACACACACCCAACACUCACUUCUGGUCGCAGCAUCACAGCACUCCUCCGUACCCACAGCCGGUCUCCAACCAUCCAGGUCCAGAGUUCUGGUGCUCCAUCUCCUACUUUGAGCUGGAUGUUCAGGUGGGGGAGAUGUUCAAGGUCCAGUCCAGCUGUCCCCUGGUGACGGUGGACGGCUACGUGGAUCCUUCAGGCGGGGAUCGGUUCUGUCUGGGACAGCUGAGCAAUGUCCACCGGACUGCAGCCAGCCACCGCGCCAGGCUCCAUAUCGGGCGUGGCGUCCAGCUCGAAUGUCGGGGAGAGGGGGACGUCUGGAUGCGUUGCCUUAGCGACCACUCCGUCUUCGUUCAGAGUUACUACCUGGACCGGGAGGCGGGCCGAGCGCCAGGUGACGGGGUUCACAAGAUCUACCCUGGAGCUUACAUCAAGGUGUUUGACCUACGCCAGUGCCACAGGCAGAUGCAGCAGCAGGCGGCGGCGGCGCAGGCGGCAGCAGAGACGCAGGCGGCUGCGGUUGUCGGGGCGAUGCCAGGACCCCACAGCGUGGGAGGAAUCGCACCUGCUCUCAGUGUGUGCUCUGCAGCAGGUCCAGGUGUAGAUGAUCUGCGCAGGCUGUGCAUCGUGAGGCUGAGCUUCGUCAAAGGCUGGGGGUGCGACUACCCGAGGCAGAGCAUCAAGGACACCCCCUGCUGGAUGGAGGUGCACCUGCACCGGGCGCUGCAGCUGCUCGACCAGGUGCUGCACACGCUGCCACCUCGAGAGCACACCCUCUGAUCUGGACACACCUGACUACUGUCGCCCCAACAACCUCCGUUCCUCUGAGAGACGCAGAGCUACGGCUUCGUUUCCAUGGUAACAACCUCCAAGGGUCAGUCCAGGCAGAGAUCUGGGAUCAGAAUCAGGAAGACUGACUUCAGAUCAGCUGAAACCAAAAACCAUAAAGUUCAUCUAUUUAUUUCUAUUGAUUAUCUACCAAAGAUUAAUUUCUAACUGAUGACAUCAUUUCCUGUUUAGGUUGUUUAUUCAACCAUGUUUUUUUUUUCUUUUUACAGCUUUUUAUUCCAUUUUAACGUGUUUUCUACAGAAAGCUUCUAUAACUCUGUGCUGUCUGUUCUCAUUACAAUAAACAUUCCUGUCCUGCA